Molecule: messenger RNA, 612 nt
Organism: Cladophialophora yegresii CBS 114405
Lineage: Eukaryota; Fungi; Ascomycota; Eurotiomycetes; Chaetothyriales; Herpotrichiellaceae
Exons: 1
Coding region: 1-612 (203 amino acids)
Biological process (GO): positive regulation of mitotic metaphase/anaphase transition
Cellular component (GO): anaphase-promoting complex
Source: RefSeq, a predicted model, not a curated record
AUGUCCCGCGACUCCGCCGCCACGCACAUCCACAUGCGCUCCUCGCGCCUGGCAGAUGUAUUUGAAGAAUUCUGCCGGCCGCCCUCCUCCACGGUCUUCGCACCCGCCGGCUCAACGGCAACGACCCAAGCCCACCAACAAUCCGGCAGCGGCACGGGCGCGAACGCCAACGCCAACAUCGGCACGACCGGCACGCGGGGCACGCUCGCGGACGGGAGCGGCAUGACGGCCUUGCCGGGCCAUUACCUCCCCUUCGAGGAGAUCGCGCUGCCCCCGCACUUGAUGCCGAUCAAUCCCGAGGACGAGGACGAUGUCGUGCCGGACAUGCACGCCGCGUUCGGGAUCAAUCGCGCGUUGAACCAGUCCACGGUCGGGGUGAUUGUGGCGGGGGGUGCUGCGUCCGCGGCAGGGGUCGCGGGUGGGGUCGGCGGCAGCGGUGAGCCGACUGGGGAGGCGAGUCACGCGGGAGUCAUGCACGAGCCGAUCUGGAGGGAUUUGGGCUUGGAGCGGUUGGUUGCGGAUGGGCCGCGGAAUGGGAACCCCGGUGUUGGGCUUGGGGAGAUGGGGCUGAGGAGGGAGGGGCGGCGGACGGGGUUGCUCCUCCUGCGAUAG